AUGGGUCUUUCACGCGUCACUCUUGCCCUUACUCUUAUCAUAGUCCUUGUGGGGUCUGCCUUUGCCCAAGGACCUGUUGUGGCCCCGAGCCAAGCCCCCACCACAUUGUCCACACCUGUGGCAUCCCCAGUAGAGGCUGCUGAUGCCCCUAUAGCCGAAACCCCAACCUUGGCUGCUAUGCCUCCAACUGACGUUACCAUGGACGGCCCCUCCUUGGCCCCGGCCCCGGCCCCGGGACCGGAUGGUGAUCAGUGA
Messenger RNA from Chenopodium quinoa (quinoa), 255 nucleotides. RefSeq names its product classical arabinogalactan protein 2-like. The transcript has a single exon. NCBI's taxonomy places the organism in Eukaryota, Viridiplantae, Streptophyta, Magnoliopsida, Caryophyllales, Amaranthaceae. Bases 1 to 255 code for a protein of 84 amino acids. The record is from RefSeq and is a predicted model, not a curated record.